Sporisorium graminicola is the source of this 591-nucleotide messenger RNA. RefSeq lists its product as uncharacterized. The record is from RefSeq and is a predicted model, not a curated record. Bases 1 to 591 code for a protein of 196 amino acids. The transcript has a single exon. Lineage: Eukaryota; Fungi; Basidiomycota; Ustilaginomycetes; Ustilaginales; Ustilaginaceae.
AUGCUCGCUUCAAGGCUGGUUUCCCAUAUUGUGCUUCUAGCCGUCUUGCUCUUCGCCGGCUGCUCGGCCCCCGAAACGAGCACCAAGAAGUCGGGCUUCCUGAGCGGCUAUGCGGAAACAAUCAAGGACGGCCGGGUCACGGACCGAGUGCAAGAGUUCAUUACGCGGCUCUCUAGCCGGCAACUUCUGAGCGAGAGCCAGAUCAAACGCUGGGUCGACUCGGACGCGCGGGCGGACCUUCCAGCACGCAUGUCCCUCAGCUUGUUCGAACACGGUACAGUGACCAACCCGCAGAUGAUCUCGCUGGGCCGCGAUGAAGCCGGAGUUCAUCUGGCCGUGUCGGUGGUCAAACCGGACCUGGACACGGCUGCUGCGCUGGCUGGAGAGCCGGCGACCAAGGCGAAAGGAUGGGAUACGCGCAAGGGUGUCUUUCUGCUGCAUCUACACGAGGGGGAACCACCCAGGGUGGUCGGUUGGCUUAUGGGCAGGAAUCACAAUUCGGUUUCCAGGCUGGUCAAUUCGCCGGACAUGGUCAGUUUGAAGAUGAUCGAAUUGCGGCACGGGUUGACUGGCAUCUCCAGGCCGGCUUAG